AUGAAGUUCAUUGUGACCUUGACAGGUCUGGUUGGCCUUGCUGUAGCUUCGCCCUUCACCGAGCAUGACAGCUCUGGUGGUCUUAUGGCACGAGGUGGAAAGUGCUCUUUUCCUGAUAUCUACGAGACCUACCCAUCCACGCCUGAGCACAAGAAUAACUAUGGCUAUGGCCGCACCAUUUACGUCAAGUCAGGAAAGAGUAUCCAACAUGCAAUCAACCGAGCCUCUCCAGGCGAUCGUAUCGUUGUUCCAGCUGGUACUUACUCUGAACAACUCGUGAUUGACAAGGACGGCAUCCAACUCGAGGGUCGCGGCGCCAUCCUCACACAGCCAGGGCCAGAUAAGAUCAAGAAGAACGUCUGCACAGGCCUGACACAGGAUCCGCAGAAGAACGAGCUUCAGGCCGGUAUUUGUAUCACUGGCCACAAGGUCAAGACUACCCAGUUCAUUACUGAGCACAAGCGCGUCGAAUCUGUAGGAAGGUUCGUCACGGGUGUUACUGUCACAGGCUUCACCGUCCAGGGCUUCUCUGGCAUCAACAUCGCUAUCAUUGGUGCCAAGAAUACACGCAUCUUCAAGAACAAGAUGGUUGAUGGUAGAGCUUACGGUGGUCUCACACUUGGCUCCGUCAAGACCGUCUUUGAUGACAACGUCGUCACGACAACUCAGGGCGGAUUCAUCGCUAUUUGCAUGGACAACAAGUCUGACGUCUUUGCCAAGAAGAACGAUAUCUCUAAGCAUGCCGUUGGUCUCUGCGUCCAGACCGAUGGUGCAGUCAUGGAGUACAAUAAGCUUACUGAUAACUGCUUCGGUAUCUUUGUCGAUCCCGGUGUCAAGAACGCCAAGAUUGCUCACAACUACGUUGGCCCAACCCCUGCCAUUUGCGAUAAGAACGCAGGCGGCAUUGUCCUCGGUAGCUCAAUUGGCGUUCUUGUUCGAGACAACACUGUUGAGGGCCAGAAGGCUAGUGAUGGAUCAGGAGCAGGUAUUCGUAUCUACGAUGAUCCAUGUGUCGCUACGCCAACGAUGCCUUUGUCCCUUCGCUGCAUCGUCCUCGGAAAGCCUAUCAAGGCCAAGAACAACGUCGUCAUUCGAAAUACUCUGAAGAACAAUGACAAUGAUAUUCAGAACUUGAGCAAGGGCAGUGGAAAUGUUAUCAAGUGCAAUACUUGCAAGAAUGAAGCAAACAUCAAGGCCGGAUUUUGCAACAAGUCCUAG
This is a messenger RNA of Fusarium coffeatum, 1218 nucleotides long. RefSeq lists its product as uncharacterized. The record is from RefSeq and is a predicted model, not a curated record. The coding region runs from base 1 to 1218 and encodes 405 amino acids. The transcript is spliced from 2 exons. Lineage: Eukaryota; Fungi; Ascomycota; Sordariomycetes; Hypocreales; Nectriaceae.